CACCUUAGAUACCAGAAUACCAUCCAUUUCUGUUAGGUUGACUUCUUGCAGCGCGCGCUUUCCGGCCCUAGUUCAGUCCGUUACCAGACCUUCGCCAGUUCGAACGUGUUUUGUUUUCCUGUCUCAAUUUCGGAAGCGUCCGAUCGUUGUUGGUUGUUUUGGUUUCCAGCCGCGUUACGCCGCGCGCGUUCCGACCGACGACGCGGGGGAGGAAGCUUGUUUGCAAAGUGCAAUGACACACCUAACUACGGGAAACGAUGACUACGGUGGGCGCGCGCUGCACCAUUCCACCCGGUUGGAUUAUCUCGGACUACUGCUGGAUGGUUAGCUGAAGAAGCUCUGAGCCCUACAGGAAGUUAUUGCCGCCUCUCUGUGGGUGGCGGGAUCUAAGGAAUUUUGUGUGAUCGAUGGAAAUUUUCAUCCGAAGCGGAAUUUCUGUAACGAACAAAUGUUACUAAAUAUGAAGACGAAGAAAUUCGAUCCAGAUGGUUCAAUUAGUGAAUUAAAAGUGCAUCUUCGAUCAAAGUAAAGAAGUGCAGUGUGUUCCACAAACUGUGAAGAGUCGUGUUUCAUGUUGGGGUUCUGAAUGCGGUGGUGGUGGUCCAAAUCUUGUGGGACGUCACUAUUAAUAGCUAACGGCCGCUAAGAUUGCCGCCGUCUUCCGAACGUGUGAGGAAGAUGAAAGUGGAUCAGGAAUUUUUACGCCCGGCAUCCGUCGCUAUGCAUCUCACAAUAAUCUAGACAGGAGGAAACCCAGGGAAGGGACGCAAUGAUGCACGAGGCCACGCCGCAAUGUGCGAGAAAAACGAAGCAAAACAAAGUGUCAAGAGUGAAUGGAAAUGAUAUGCACCGAAUGCCGCGUUAAAAUGUGAAUAAAGUGAUCUACUGAUCUGUAAAAUUGAGUGAUAGGCUAGAACGGCUGACAAGUUAGUUGAUGGAUGCACCUAGUUCCAUCGUGCGAUGCGUGAUCUCCCCCAGCUGUGGAUGGUUUCGCUUUUGAUCUUGUUUGCGGCGGCUGACUAGUGAAGUGUGGUACUGCUGCUAUUGGUUGUUUCCGGUAGUCUUGGUUGGAUAAGCAGUGAUGGGGGCGCAUGAUCUUUUGUAGAAUAGCAGUGCGCGUUCUUGAUAUUGUUACCAUUGUGGCAGCAGGAAGUGUCUUUGUUGUGAUGUGACCAACCGAAUCAAGUUCAUGGCUGAAUGAUCCUAAGAGGUAUGAAUUUAAUAAUGGGCAAUCGAUAAAUACCAAUGGUGAAUAAGUGGAGCAAACAACAACGGGCAAACUUCCAAUUGAUAGUGACAACUUGACAAGUGUGAACGACCUAGGAAGAUCCUUCGGAAAGUGUAUCUGUGUUUUGAAAAAAGUUAUGAAUGAAAAUGUAUUACCUUGUGGUGCAACGUUGAUGUGGUUCAUUUGGUGGUUGGAAAUAAUAAACAUCGCGUUGUGAUGGGAUAUGAGUAUAAGAAGGAAGAUAAAUCGUUAACAGAAGCACUUGGAUAACCUUUGUGGAUUACUAAACGACAGUGUACGAAAAUUCAUCAUGAAGGCAGACAACAGAGAUGGUAGUUCUACAGCUACGACAGUCUACAGGAUACUGCAGAGCCCGGCACCGAUAUGCAUGUUCUACUUUGCCCAUCCAUUUGGGAUUUCAUCGCCGGCUGCCACCACCACCACCGCAUCCACCUCGGCCAAGGCGUCAAAUCCUCCCAAAGCAUCAAAACCCGAACCAAGCCGCAAACCGGUGCCACUACCCGCUCCCAAAUAUGAGCGACAACCAUCCAAGACGGAAAUCGUUCGCCAAAGAGCCGACUCCCGAGAUGGACCGACCAAGUCGAGCGGCGGAAUGGCAGCGGCAGCGCGCUCUGACAAACUGCCGCCAAAGACGCCAGCAGCGGAAAAUCGCGCCAAGCUGAAAAAGACCAAAAAUAGUCAUCAUGGUGCUGGGGGAACUCCCGGGAAGAAAACCGUGACGACUGUGGCGAAUGGAGGCCAUCGGGUGAGUCGAACGCCGCUGACAGUGAAACCGCACGCCAAGGCGCCCAGGCGGCCCAAUGCGAUCGAGAUGGACAAGCGGGUUACGCCGUUGACGCCUUGGCCCAGUACCAUUUGGAACAGGGAUUUCUUGAUACCGCCGCUGUUGCAGGUGCUCGCGAAGCAACAUGGUCGCAAAAUACCCGAUAUCGAGCAAAUUUUGCGCACCGUUCGCUCCGCUUGGAAUACACCGAAAUCGCAGCGAUCACUCUCGCAAAGCCAAGACAGCCGCGAUUCAUCCUCGUCCACCUGGGACCUAUCGAGCUCGUGCGAUAGCUACUACUGUGACCAGGGACGCCGCCACAGGAUGGGUGCCGGGACGUACGCCACGGUAAUGGGCUCCGGCCCGGGACUGUUUCGGAGGCGAUAUUCCGUGCCGGAAAUCAUCAUGCGGAAACAUACCUUAUCCCAGCAGAAGUCCUACGACGAGCCGCCGCACGAUACCAACCACAACAACAUCGUGCUGACCAACAAAAACUACUACCCUUCGCCGUCCCCCAAGCAUCAGCAGAUGAAACAGCAGCAACCCCAACUCCAGAAGAAGCCGGGCGGCGGUGGGCCAAUGACACGCUCCCACAGCAAGGAAUCCCCGGUUCUGCAGCGCAAACAACAACAGCAACCACAGUCACCGCCGGUUCUAGUUCACCGGAAAUCGAUUACUAGGGCGGGCAGUAGCGUGGAGAGCGGCUGCGGCAGCGGGGACUUCACCACCGGACUGGCUUCAACCGGGUCCGAGUCCAAUCUGGCCGUUUUGAAGCGCCAGCCGUCGUCGUCGUCACUAGGUGGUAUUAGUCGUAGCCAAAAGUGUAGUAGUGUCAAUGGUAUUAAUAGCAAUGGUAAUAAUAGCAAUAAUAACUAUGUUGUUGGCCAUCCUGUCGGUAGCAGCGCGGGGUUGGGUGGCGCAGGUGUCCUGGGCGUGGGUGGUUGCGGUGGUGGUGGUGACUAUUCGAUGAGAAAAUCGACCCUGCUGCGGCGGAUGUGGAGCAAAGAAAUGCGAAGGUACGACCGGUCUGGCAGUUGGUCACCACCGCUUCGGAGGGCACCACGACGAAUCUACAGUAUUGAGAACAUCCUACCGCCGGAGGGUGGUGGCGUUAGUGGUGGUGGUGGUGGUGGUGGUAGCGGUAGUAGCGACGGGAGUUGUGCGACAACCACGGCAACCUCGUGUAAGGAAUGUGCGAAGCUGGAGAGUCAGUACAAUAGUAACGCUAGAGGUGGCAAGUUGGCUGCUAAUGAGUCACCGAAAAGGCUCAGACUCACGGGUUCGUUGAAUAAUAUUAACCUCCAGAAGGGUGACAGCGUGGAGGCGUUGAGUCGACUCAGUACACCGAGCAAUCGAAAUCAGAUAUCCAGUGAGGGGUUGGUGGACGAUAGUGUAAGUGCGACGACAAAAAGUUCCAAACCGGAGGUUUCCAGUACCACUGGAAUCGUAAAUACCCCUCUGAUUCAACGCAAGGAAGAGGUCGUCCAUGACCGAUCCAAGCGGAACUUCAUCUUCAUGAGCGCCAACGACGCAGUCGAGCUUGAUGAGGCAGAUCUUACCAGCAGUACUUCCUCCGUAGCAUCCCAAACGUUUAUCCGGCCGGUCGGACGAGCUGGCAGCACUGGCACUAUCCUUGAAGCGAGCGAAGAGGGUACGCUAAUCGAUAACGACGAACACGGACGUGAACGCGAACGCGAUGACGGUGAUGACGGUAAUAGUACGAUUUUGAACGCGCACGAUAACGAAAGUGACAUCAGUGAAUUCCUGAAGGAGGAAGCUAUCGCGUCGAAAGAUGAUUAUCAAGAUUAUCGGGAAGCUCCUGCUGAGCGCGCUGGUGAUACUGAUGCUGAUGUUCAUUCUCGAAAACGUACUGAGACUGUUGGUCACGGUGCAGCAUCAAGAGGUACUGCUGUGAAGGUCAAGGAGAUUAACGAAGGACAAUUCCCGCUGAAGAAGCAAAUUACGCGACGGGGCAGCAACGCCAGUAGUAGUGCAGUUAGUGUUUCCGCCGAUAGUACCGAUAGUGAAAGUGUUUUUGUGGACGGCAAUGAUAAUUUCGCGAGUGAUGAAAAGAACUUGACGAGAGAAGAUAUCCUGAAGAACGAAGAACGAUUGGAUGAAUACAUAUCAAAUUUGCUGGUGGACAAUUUGAAUAAUUUGCUGGAUACAAAGGAACUAGUGACCAACGGUUUCGCAAGUUCAGACCAGAAGAAUAACAAUCAGCAAUUAGAAGAAGCAAAAUCGAUUGACCAUACGAUUAGUGGCGCUUUAGAGGUCGAGGUAAUGAAGCACAAAGAAACGGAAAAAUACAUAGGAGGAGGUGGUGGGGUGGUGUGUAACUCACCGCCCGAUCCGAGCACUAAGCUAAAGCAACAGCAGAGCACAGUGGACAAGGACAGCGAAAAGGAAAAUGAAGACUCCAUGAAUAACAAUCGCUCGGACGAAGGUGGUAAAAUCUCCAUCAAUUAUGUCCGUAAGAAGAGAGGACUUGGUGAGAAACAGUCAAAUUCCAAUGGAUUCUACCUCGCACCAAGAAAUGGCUCUCGAGAUUCGGACGGACUCCCAUCGGAGAUAGACCUCAAUGGGAAGUAUUAUUUCCCAUCCUACGGCAUCGAGACGGAUCCCUCCGAUCACACCGAUAUCGCUUCGGAACCCGAAGUGCAAAUAAUCAGUAAGAUCGGACUGGGAUCUGUUUACCGUGAGAAUGGCAAUGGGAGAUGCACAAUAGUUCCUCGCAUAUCUGCACUUCCUCGAACCGAGUCCAUGGAAGUGCAACCCUCUUCAAACUCUGCUGAGGAAUUCGAUGAUCUGCCGGAAAACAAUGGAUCCGACUCGGACACACCCAGCUUGGUAGACAGCCUUGAUGAGGUAGAAAUAACUCCACGGAGAAGACCCGAUCGAAGAAAGUCCCAUGCAGCGUCAUCUCCUGCGCCGGCAUCGACAACUCCAGCCGAACCUACCGCCGAGUCAACUACCAAAUCCGAGUCAACCAGUUCGGACAAAUCGCCACGGCACGAGAAAGGCGAAGCAUUCUUCGUACCCAUUCAGGACACGACUGUGAUAAUCGACGAGCACAUUGUAGUUGCCGACACGAUGCCGAUCAGGCUCAAGGAACGCCUGAACAAUCGGCAACGAUUGAUGAUUUGGAAGAAGGAACAGGAAAACUUGAAGAAACAUCGCAAAGCAAUGCGAAUAAUUGAACAGCGUAAGUUCUACGGCGAACCUGCCAUACAAGUGAUCAGUACCAUCGAUCGAGCGAUCAGUCGCAAAGAGUUCAUUCCCCCGGCUGCAAAGAAGCAUGUUUUCGGACAAAGCCCUGCAUUCACUCCCAAAACUCCUAAAACGAAAAAGAAAAGCACCGCUUUGCGUACGGAGCUUGGCAUGCUUGAGUCGUACAAAAUAGACGCUCGUGGCAACAUGCAAAUUACAAAUACUGCAGCUACUAGCACCUCAACUGGAAGUGCUGCCAGCUCUAAAAAGGUUUCCAAGAGUCCAUGGGGCCAAGCGGCUGAACGUAGGCAAAAGUCUAGCAGCGAAGCACAAUCUGCACCGGCAUCUUCCAAAUCCUCGCUUCAACCCACAACGGCAACGACAACUACAUCCUCGAAAACACCAAAGAAAACACCGGUCGAUGUCAGAAGAAAGCACGUUCUGAAGGACGUCCAACAAAUGACACUGUACCCUCACGCCGAUCUUACUCCUGACAUCGAGGGCGGCCCAAGGCGGGUAUAUCAAAAAACCGAGAUCCAGGAAGGCGACAAGCACAUAGAGAUCCUGGAGAUUGUAGAAUGUGCAGACAGUGCUCCUCGCAGGCCACCGCGGGUCCGAAGUGCCGGUAGUCGAUCAGGUCACAACAAAUCUCGCAUUCCUGUUCCCAUCUACAGAUGGGGUCGAUACAGACGAAGUGCCUACUCUAGAGAAAAUAGCCCUUUGUCAACGGCUGGCAGUAAUCCAAAAGUAGAUCGAAUGAUCGCCGAUCUGCUGAUCGAAGCCUUGGCUAAUCCAGACGACGUCGGGGUCAAGUUCAUCAAGUCCCCAGAAGAGCUGAAAGAUAAAGCCAAGCGAUCACCCUCGAAUCGUAAGAACAUCGCCUCGAACAGCUCCACCCCUCGGCGAUCGGCCAACAGUGGCAAGUAUACGCAACGUUUCGAAGUGAUUCCCGAGGAGAGGAGCAGUGUAUCGAUCUCCUCCUCGAACGAAGAACUUUCCUCCGCUCGGAAGAAGCACUCCUCUCCGCGUCGCGUCAGUUUCGACGAACACCACAAGAUCCUCAACGUUGACGAAUUCGAGCCGAAAUCUACGAAAUUAACGGUAAAACCCGCCGUUUCGCCGAAGCAAUCUCCGAAGCCAUCGCCCAAAAAAAGCACAACCACUACCCCAGUUGCCACACCCUCGCCCAAGGCAUCUGCGUUGAAGAAGGUUAGCACCUCGAACGGCCCAACCACCACCAGCCGGGGCAAGGCGGCCAUCCAAAGUGAUGUGGUCGAAGAGAAGGGCUGGAUCGGGUUCAGCACCCAGCACGAGGACGAGGCCACCCCAGUGAAUGGCGAUGAUGAUGAAGACGUUCACCGUCCACCGGUAGCGGUGAACGGAGCACUAGAAGUCAAUGGCCAUCACCAUUCCAACCUAGCCGCUAAACAGCAUGAGCGUAGAAAUAUUGUUAAAACCAUCGUAACUGGCAACAUUGCACGCGACUGUGAUAGCAGAGUUAUACGGCAUGACACCCAGAAUCACAUUGUUGAUCACUUUCAUCACCAUCAAAGUGUAAAUAUCAGCGUUACGCCGGCGACGUUAACCGCCGGAUCGGUAGUGUCUGUUGAUCAUGUAAGAUCGACCGCGGCUACGGUCGGAUCUUACAAUAGCUGUAACAGUGCCAUUGGGGCUACACAGUUUGCCAACAGCAACGAACUCAUUCCAACGGUCGCACGAUCUCUCCGUAGUAACGCUAAUCAUCUAGCAGUUGCGACCUACUCCAACGGAUGCAAUCGAAAACUGACCAGUGGCGAAUUUUCAGAUGAAUCCUGUUUCACCGACAGUCUCAAUAUGAAACCUUCGCCAUUAAGACACGAAGACACGAAUACGUCACGUGAAAUUGCUAUUCCAGUGCAGAUUGAAACAGGAAUCAAAUCAACCAAACAUGGAGCUCACAGCAUCAAUGAACUGAAGUCCACGGCAGACUCAGUGAAAGAGGUAAACGUAGACAACUCUUGUGAUUGCAACGAAUCAUUGUAUCCUUACCACCAGAUCCGAGAGGAAAACGCAUGGCAUGUCUACGAAACGGCUGACUGCAAGGUCAUACAAUCCAAAAUCGAGUACUACGAAACAUCAAUACACCGGACACCACUUACAGACAACAACCACCAAAGUUUAUUCGGACAACUAACCGAUAGAUCACAUGGAUCUCUUCGAUCUGCCAUCUUGAACGCUACUUUUGACAACCAUGAACUCGUACGGCAUGAACUGAAAGCAGAUGAUCGGACAAAUCUCACAUCAGCCGAUACGCUCGACAGUCACCACAUCCCAGCUGUUACAGCCGCAAGAACUCCAGCGAUGAGCGAAGAUGCUCCGAAAACUUCAGAGACCUGCAGCAGUUGUUGUUUCUGUAACCCCGAACUGCACAAGCACAACGGGAACCAAUCUGAAACAUGUUUCUACUGUCAAGCCAAGGCUCAAACCCCUAGUAAAACGUUUCCUGCACCCCCAACCCCACCCAAUAUACAGAUGUCUCCUGUUCCUCCUUCUCCCAAAACGCCAAUCAUGGAACUAACUCCAACUCCUUCCCUACAAGAAAUUCCCCUUUCUUCCAACAAAACACUACAACCGCAAAAACCUCGAGAUCCUUCUCAUCCCAUCACCCCGAAACACACAUCCAAACACAUCCCUAUCAACCCAAUGCCCACACCCGACAUUAGUACCGCAUCGACCUCAAUCAACGGCUUGUACACCGAAACCACCAAAAAGACUGACCACACCCACACCAAAAUCAAAACCAAAACCUCGGACACUGUCAGUACCAAGUGCUCCACCACCAACGAGAAGAUCAAACGCUCCUACGUGCCAUCUACCGGCGACUCGGAAAAACUUGAAGAAGUCUCCAAGAAGCUCACCCGCAAGAAAUCCGAAACCACCGUGCUCAACCGACCCAAACACGUCAACAACCUCAACCGCGCGUCCAGCGUCGUGCACUCCGUUCAAAAGGAGGUCCAAAACCAGCUCAAAACCCCCAUCAAAGUGCUGCCCAAAACAGCCAAAGAACUCAGCAACCGUAAAGAACGGGACAAACAAAUCACCCUCAACCUCCCGCUCGAAAGCGAGUCACCCAAAAAGCACUCCAAGUCCAAAACAACCCUAGGGUUCGAGAAUCCCCCGAAACCCACCGCCAAAGCGCCCUGUGCUUCCUCGCAGAGCUACGACGAAACAAGUUCCUCCAGCUCCACAAGCACCAGUCCCAACUCGAGCCCGUUCAAGAAGUGUGCUGCCCUACCGCCGGCGGCCACCCGCUGGAAGCACAACAGCGAACGGAACCUCACGCAGCUAACCAUGCAGAAAAUUACCGCAGCAAGCAAGUGGGGCAACAAGUGGCGGAAAGCUGCCCGGCAGCAUGAAAACGAUCCCACCCUGGUGGAAACCACGCUGAGUCCCAUCCGGAGGCGGCCCAGUGCCCAGCUGAUGGACGACGACCUGGGCGCAGGGAAGGUCGCCGAUGACUCACCGCUAAGGAUGCCAACCGAGCGAACGAUGAACGGGGCGAGUGCAGCGACAACGACGGCGACCACAACGACCAGUAGUGCUGCGGCAGCAGCUAUGAUAGCGGCGGCACCCAGCAUCGUCAGUGGAGUCACCCAGAGCACGACCAACCAAGGUUGGACGGUAACGGUGGCCGGAAACUACAACCCGGAAAUGGCCCCAGAUGUCGAGAUGAAGCUCAGCUUCCCGAAGCAAGCGAAUGCAUCGAUCACUGGCGGCAGUCAAGCUUUAGCCAGCGGCAUCACCAGGCGCACCACCCAACCCAGUGGUGCCGCCGCCGAUAGUAGCCUUCAAUCGAGUGCCAUUGCUGGCCACCGGAAGCAAUACAUCGAGGAAGCCCAUCACAUUCCGGGUCGAGGAGGUGGCGGCCACAGCUACCCGGCGGCGCAGGAUGAUGACAGCUAUGGCGGCGUAAGUCGGGGCGCGGCACGGGCAGCCCUUCCACCUCCGGCAGGUUUGAAUCCCAAGCGGACACUGUCCCGAUCGGAUGGAACCGCAGGCGGCAAAGAUUAUCGUCUUCCAAACGUUGGCCCCGCGAACAACGUUACCGGAAGACAAAACGCUAAGAAAUCCAUCAAGCAGACAAUGGAAUGUAGCGUCGUGGCUUCCGCUACAACGAGAACCGUCGCCAACAAGUACCACAUGCUCUCCCACCAGCAUCAGCAACUGCACGAUCAACAGUCGUACCCCUCUCAUCACUACAAUCCGUCUUCCUCAUCCUAUCACCAUCAGCAGCAGCAACAACAAUCAUCCUCAACUUCGGUCGGAGGUCCUCCGACGACGGCAACAGCAACUGGUGGCGGAAAUCGCGGCGGCGGUGGCGGUGGCCAUGGUGGCAGUAGACCACGUGCUACGUCCAUCCAAUCACUCCAUCCCUCAUUGCAAAAUGGUGGCGGUGGCAAGUUUUCCUCAUCCAACUCGCACCAGCCGCGCUAUCACGAUCAGCCUCCAUCCUUAGAUUACGGAAGUAACGCCACCUACCGGCGGAUGUCGCUGGAGAGCCCACACGGUGGCACCGGACCCGUUGAUCACUUGUCCGUCAUGGGCAAUGCCAUCGCACCGGAGCACAAACCCAAGGUACCGACGAUGAGCGAACGGGAUCUCACGCGAAGGCACCAUCCGUGCUACACGCGCAAUAUGCCAUAUUUUUCGUAAGAAUCGUACUAGAAACUAGAACAAGAUCUGUUGCACAAAGUUAGAAUUUGAUUUCCGGUGUAUAAAGUUUGAUUAUUAAAAUUUUAGUAGAAAAAAAGUACAAGAACAGUUCGGCAAAGUUGAGAGACCAUUGUCUGUUCCACAGACAAAGCUGUAGGUCGAAAUACCAUUUAAGAGCUAGUUUCACAAUUGUUUCACUUUUCUUUUCGUUUUGCAAAAUUCCGAUAAAUUUCACUGUAGCCUUCUUGUUAUGUGUUGUUCAGACUACAGUGUUUUAGCAUGGUAUGGUAGUUAUAGACAGGAUUCAGUCAUAUAACAUGUCUCAACUUUGUAGUCUGAUACUUAGCGGUAGGAUAGUUUCAGUUGUUUGUUGCAUUUAAAAUUCGAUGAAAUGAAAAUAAAAGUAUUACUUGUAAUUUCAUAUGUAAUAAGCUAAAAUGUGAUUCAAAAUAAAAAUUGUUCUAUUGAA
Molecule: messenger RNA, 10383 nt
Organism: Aedes albopictus (Asian tiger mosquito)
Lineage: Eukaryota; Metazoa; Arthropoda; Insecta; Diptera; Culicidae
Exons: 11
Coding region: 1539-9914 (2791 amino acids)
Source: RefSeq, a predicted model, not a curated record